AUGCGCAUCGAAAGGCACUUCAGCCAGAAUCCACUAGAACAACAAACCAAUUGUGGAAUAGUAUUCAUGCAAACAAGUACGGUUGCAAUAAAGCAAGACGUAGAAAACUUUCAGUCCUGGCGAUCCAUGGCAGCAGUGCCUACAAAUGAAUCAAGAGAAGACUCAGACCGUGCCAAUCCUGUUAGCAAUUCACUGCGAAAGGCAUUCUUUGGUAGAAAUAAAUCUUCCAAACGUACCAAAUAA
This is a messenger RNA of Phycomyces blakesleeanus NRRL 1555(-), 243 nucleotides long. RefSeq lists its product as hypothetical. Bases 1 to 243 code for a protein of 80 amino acids. Lineage: Eukaryota; Fungi; Mucoromycota; Mucoromycetes; Mucorales; Phycomycetaceae. The record is from RefSeq and is a predicted model, not a curated record. The transcript is spliced from 2 exons.